GACUAUUGGCUUGGCCUCGGUGUUGAUGCUAACAAACUUGUAAUGGGUCUCCCACUAUAUGGCCGUUCAUUCAAACUGGUGAAUCCCAGUGUACACGGUUUGCAGGCACCGGCUGAGGGCCCCGGUGGUGAUGAGGGUCCCUACACCAGACAAGUGGGCAUUUUGGGCUAUUUGGAGAUUUGCGAUAACUUAAAGACCGGACAGUGGACUGUCUAUCGGGACGCCACCCAAAAGAUCCCGUACGCCGUCAAAGGCAACCAAUGGGUCGGUUAUGACGACACGACUAGUCUGAGCGAGAAAGUGGCUUUCCUUAAGAGUAAAGGACUGGGAGGCGCCUGUAUUUGGUCCAUAGAUACCGACGACUUUGCCGGUCAUUGCGGUGAAGGCCGGUUCCCACUGUUGACACGAAUCAAUAACGAUUUGGGGUCGGGAUACCAACCCGGCCCAGCGCCAGGACCUGAUCCCGGACCCGAUCCAGGCCCAGACGGUCAGUUUGAGUGCAAAACUGCCGGUUCUUUUGUCGACCCCAACGACCCGACCAUUUACUACCAGUGCCUCGCCUUAGGAAACGGUAGUUUCCAGAAAGUGCCGAGACAGUGCGGUACCGGAACGGUAUUUGAUGAGACCAUCGGUGUCUGUACUCACGCCUAAGGCUGAGAUAAUUGUCCAUAAAAUGUGCAU
Messenger RNA from Oppiella nova, 681 nucleotides. The record is from the annotation of a GenBank genome assembly. Lineage: Eukaryota; Metazoa; Arthropoda; Arachnida; Sarcoptiformes; Oppiidae.